UUCUGCACAAAGUCUGUGCAGCCACUGGCACUGUGCUUGCAGUAAAAUAUUAGAGGGAUGCGCGCUAAUUCUAGCUGUUAGCUAUUUGUUUACAGAAAGGCAUGCAUAUUAAUAUCUGAAAAUAACACGCUUAUUAUUAUCGCUGCACACUGCAGAUAUGUAAAUAAGGUAGAAUAGACGAAAUAGGUCGAAGACCUCUGCAAGAAGGCUGUGCUAGCCAGGAAGCUAGCUAGCUUGCCAUUUUCAUCCAGUGGCCAGCUAGUCAAGUUAGCCAUGCUAAUUGCCCGUGCGGGGUUGACUGAGAGCUUGAGGUGACAGACUGCCAAGGAAACCCACUCGACCAAAGCAGGUGCAUCGCUCAGGUAACCUCACACAUCCUAGAAUACCUGCACAGUGGAUACAACCUCUAAGCAUUCCCAUGAGGGUUUAAGGGGAGGCACCCGGCCCCACAGUGGCCCAUGCUCCGUACCCCCUUCCCUCCCUGCCUUCCCUCCCCUUCAAGCUGACUCAGAACCGACAGGCACUCUCCCGGCACCACCUCGUCCCUCAUCCUCAGGCCAUGGCUGCGGGCACAGAGACUGUGCACUACAUCCACCUGCACAACUCCAGCCAGUCUGUUCUGGAGGCUUUACGGACGCAGCGGCGUGAAGGCCUCUUCUGCGACGUGACGGUGCGCAUCCACGACGCCUCGCUGCGUGCCCAUGCCUGCGUGCUGGCCGCUGGCAGCCCUUUCUUCCAGGACAAGCUGCUGCUUGGCCACUCGGAGAUCUCGGUGCCGCCGCUUGUCCCCGCUGAGACGGUGAAGCAGCUGGUGGACUUUAUGUACAGCGGCUCGCUGGUGGUGGUGCAGUCGCAGGCCCUCUGCAUCCUCACCGCCGCCAGCAUCCUGCAGAUUAAGACAGUCAUUGACGAGUGCACCCAGAUCAUAUCCCAGAGGAAGGUGGCUGCUGCGGCGGCAGCCGCAGCAAGUGGAGGUUGCGGUGGAGGAGGAGGAGGGGGGAUGACAGGUGGGGUCCUGCCCAAGCAGGAGGAGCGGGGAGGGGGUAAAGGGAGGGAGAGCGGUAGUGGUUGUAUUGGUGGUGGUGGCAGAGUCAGCGUUGGUGGGGGUUACCAGAGCUUCUCGAACUUCGCCUUGGGGGACUGCGGGGCGAGCAACAUGGUCACAGGCCUGGGCGGAGCUAACUUGAGCGUUAAUGUUAGCGAGAGCGGCCCAGGAGGCGCCCUGGAGCAGGCUAACCAGGUGGGGCUGAUGGCUCUAGCUGACAUGGGCAGCCCCGGGGCCCUGUGUGGGGCCGACGGGCUGAGCUCAGGGGCCGGCGGAGUCCUAAUGAAGAACUCAAGUUGCACUCAGGACGUGAGGUACAAGCUGAGGGACCUGCUAGCGGCGACCGCUAACGGCGCCAAUGCUGGAAGCUCAGGAAAUCUCUCGGUCGGCUGCAGCUCUGGUGUCAGCAGCGUGGACAGCAUUGGCCAGGACCGUAUCCGCAGCAACGCGGCAGACCUCUCGGAGGAGCUCGUGGGGAUGGACAGAUACUGCGAGGAGGAGGAGAUGGAUGGACAUCACAGAGGGAGAGACGUGGACAGGGACAGAGGGGCAGGAGGACACAGCCGCAAGCAGAGGCAGCCGCUCAGGCUUCAGGUUCUUGUAGGAGAGGAAGUGGUGGUGAAGGAUGAAGGAGUGCAGGAGCCGGAUGGAGGGGUCUUCGGCUUGGAGGAGGGAAGACGAGUUGAAGGGCAGGAGGGCACACAGGGAUCCAUGGCAACCUUCGGCCAGGAGGGUGUGUUCUAUGAUGAGCCUGGAGUUUUCUCCCCCGAGGCUUUCUGGCCCCAGAAUGAGACGGCUCAGGCCAUGUCCUUCAACCCCAGAGGAGGAGGAAACAAGCCACUGUCUCCCCCUACCUCCACACAGUCCAUCAACAACCAGCUACUUUUUCAGUACCCAGUCAGCCAAUCACAGCCAUCAGCCUCAUUCUUUGUGGGCGGGCCGAUGGUGAUUGACAGCAUGGCAGGAACGGAGCCCAGCCAACAGGCUCCGCCCCCGGCACCAAUGACCCCUGUUUUGUCAACCUGUGGAACGCCAGGCCCCUCCCCUUCCUCCCAGGGAUCUGAGACGUCAUUCGACUGCACUCACUGUGGGAAAUCGUUACGUUCCAGGAAGAACUACAGCAAGCACAUGUUCAUACACUCCGGUCAAAAGCCUCAUCAGUGCAGUAUCUGCUGGCGCUCUUUCUCCCUGCGCGACUACCUCCUCAAGCACAUGGUGGUGCACACGGGCGUGCGCGCCUUCCAGUGCUCCGUGUGCGGCAAGCGCUUCACACAGAAGAGCUCACUCAACGUGCACAUGCGCACGCACCGGGCCGAGCGCACCUUCCAGUGCACCGUGUGCCACCGGGCCUUCACCCACCGCACCCUGCUGGAGCGCCACGCACUGCAACACGCCCACCACGGGGCCACCCAGGGCCAAGGGCAGGGACAGGGCCUCCAGCAGACCCCCAAACACAGCCCUCCAGCCCUGGCAGGGCCCUCGGGCAUGCGCGGCUCACCUGGGAUGGGCGGCACCAUGGCCAACAUGCCCAGUCACAGGCCACCCUCCUAGAAGGAAAGCGAGGGGGAGGAUGGCCCAAUCCCAAACUGAUCUGUCACCCCUAUCGAGGAGCCCUUUUCUGAUCUGAGAGGAUUGCUAGGUAUGAGCAACAUGGUGGAUGCUCCAUCUAGACCUAUCGGAGCCUGGAUGGAGUUUGUGCCAUAUUUCUUACACAUGAAGCCCUUGCAGAUAUGCAAGAGGGAGUUGCCAAUGAUG
This is a messenger RNA of Coregonus clupeaformis (lake whitefish), 2800 nucleotides long. Its product is annotated as zinc finger and BTB domain-containing protein 20-like. Gene Ontology annotation, molecular function: protein binding; DNA-binding transcription factor activity, RNA polymerase II-specific; RNA polymerase II cis-regulatory region sequence-specific DNA binding. NCBI's taxonomy places the organism in Eukaryota, Metazoa, Chordata, Actinopteri, Salmoniformes, Salmonidae. The transcript is spliced from 6 exons. Gene Ontology annotation, biological process: regulation of transcription by RNA polymerase II. Bases 560 to 2596 code for a protein of 678 amino acids. Gene Ontology annotation, cellular component: nucleus. The record is from RefSeq and is a predicted model, not a curated record.